Arachis stenosperma is the source of this 2268-nucleotide messenger RNA. RefSeq lists its product as uncharacterized. The coding region runs from base 163 to 1992 and encodes 609 amino acids. NCBI's taxonomy places the organism in Eukaryota, Viridiplantae, Streptophyta, Magnoliopsida, Fabales, Fabaceae. The transcript is spliced from 3 exons. The record is from RefSeq and is a predicted model, not a curated record.
CCAUACUCGUUUCUUCUUAGAAGCCCAAAUCCACUAAAACCAUUUUCCAUUUUUACCCUUUUUCCCUUCUUCCCUUCUUCCUUUCUUUUCUUUCUAUCUCAUCUGUCAGUUUGGUUCAGUUGAACAGAAUUGGGUUUGCCGUUCGCCGUUUGCGUUGCACCGAUGAAUACGACGCCGUUUAUGGACAAGCAGAUUAUGGAUCUCACCCACUCAGGUUCUUCACAGAGCAAGGACCUCAUCGACCUCAUCAACAACAACAACCAUAAUCACAAACACAACAACACUGAUGACGAAGAUGAACGUGUUGAAUCCCAACUAGAACAUCAUCGUCAAGAAACCCUAAAUAAUAAUCUCAAUGGGAUUGGGGUCACCAAAGAUGACAUCAUUCCUAGCUACGAUUUCCAACCCAUUCGUCCCCUCGCCGCUUCUUCCCCUAAUUACGAUUCUGCCCCCAAUUUAGCUGCUUCUGCUGCUUUCUCAACUAGGUCAUGGAACUCCGAUUCCAAUGCUAACACUUCCCCUCCGCGCCCUCUCAUCAAGAGUUACAGUUCUCUGGAUACUAUUGAACCUACAAAGGUUGCUGCGGUAGGAAAGGACCAAAAGGCUCUUGAUGCAAUAAUUUUGUCUGAAAUUGAUCAAACCAUGAAGAAACAUAUGGAAAAUUUGCUUCAUGUUAUGGAAGGUGUUAGUGCGCGGUUAACACAGCUAGAAAGCCGAACCCACCGACUUGAGAAUUCUGUGGAUGAUUUCAAGGUAUCUGUUGGAAACAAUCAUGGAAGCACUGAUGGAAAACUAAGGCAAUUGGAGAAUAUUCUGCGAGAGGUGCAAUCAGGGGUGCGGACCGUCAAGGAUAAGCAAGAUAUAUUGGAAGCUCAGCUGCAGCUGGCAAAGCUGCAAGUGUCAAAGACGGAUCAGCAGUCAGAAACACAAACUAGUGUAGUUACAAAUCCCAUUCAGCAAGGUGCAUCUGCACCCCAGCAAUCUCAGCCACAGUUUCCUCCUCACGCUAAUCUCCCACAAUCAAUUCCUGCAGUCCCUUCUCCAAAUGCGCCUCCUCAACCUCCCCCUCAACAGGGAUUGCCACCUCCAAUUCAACUUGCAAAUCAAUUCCCACAGAACCAAAUCCCAGCUGUUCCUCAGAGAGACUCAUACUUUACUCCACCACCACCUGUUCAACCUCAGGAGGCCCCAAAUCAGCAGUACCAAGUGCCUCCAACUCAGCAGCCGCAUCCUCAGCCGGGGGCACCCCCACAUCAACAGUAUCAACAGAGCCCUCAUCCCCAGUUCUCACAGCCAGCACCUCAUAUACCUCAACAGCAGCCAGCACCUCAUUUACCUCAACAGCCGCCAGCAAUUACGCCCGUAAAUCUGCCGCCAGCAAUUACGCCUGUAAAUCUGCCGCAAAUUCAAUCUUCACUUGGCCAGCAUGUUGAGGAAACACCUUAUGUUCCUUCGCAAAACUAUCCACCCACUCUGCACCAGCCAACAUCUCAGCCACCUAGUGGGCCUCCGCCUACCCAACAGUACUAUGGCGCACCAACCCAUGCAUAUGAACCGCCAUCAAGUAGACCUAAUCCAGGUUAUUCUUCUGGAUAUGGUACAUUAUCGGCUCCUGCUGAGCCGUACCGUUAUGGUGGAUCAUCACAAUAUGGUGGCACACCUGCACUUAAGCCACAACAACUACCUACUGCUUCAUCAGUGUCUCCAAGCAGUGGAAGUGGCUACCCACAGCUCCCGACUGCUCGUGUACUCCCUCAGGCAUUACCAACUGCAUCUGUAGCAAGUGGGGGUUCAGGUUCUACCGGAGGUGGGAAUAGGGUUCCCAUUGAUGAUGUAGUUGACAAAGUUUCUAGUAUGGGAUUCCCUAGGGACCACGUAAGGGCAACGGUUCGGAAGCUGACAGAGAAUGGACAAUCAGUUGACCUGAAUGCAGUUCUGGACAAGCUUAUGAAUGAUGGUGAACUGCAGCAAAGAGGUUGGUUCAAUCGGUAGCACAAGGUACAAUUGACCGAACUUUGUAUAGAAGAAUCACUUGUUUCCUGAAUCCUGAUGAAGGCUUAUGAGGAAUGGGGACUAUUUAUGGUUGGAUUGUGCCAAAUUGGAUGCCUUGACUCUAAUUUUUCUCUUUUCCCCUUGUUCUUGUUUCUUGGAAAUUUGAGAUUGUUAUGUUUGCUUGUCUGGAUCCAAUUAUGACUUGAUCUUGUUCUGUAUAUUUAUAUUCACAAUAAACAUAAGUGGAUUUGCAAAAAAAUUGAUUUGGACAUAGAA